AUGCACAAUUUUCAAAAGCCAGAAAACGCCCUUAAAAGGGCCGCGGAGCUCCGCAACAUCGGACAAAAUGAUGAAGCCCUGCAGAUUCUACACUCAGCAAUAGGUCACAGAUUCUUUAGAACCCAGGGAUGGGAUACUACACAGGAGCGUAUCAUGUUGGAGUACGUUGCUCUCUGCAUAGACCAGGAUAAAUUGAGAAUGGCUAGAGAUGGCUUGCAUCAAUACCGUCUAAUUGCGCAACACGCCAACGUAGCUUCACUUGGAAAGGUUAUCGUAGAGCUUUUAGACCGUGCAGAGAGUCGUCUUCACAAAAUAAAGGCAACAAUUCCAACUGGAGAGGAGAAAGUCGACAUCAGUGAUUAUGAUGAGUCACCAGAUACUCUGAUUGCCUGCACUCUUCAAGUAGAGCUGCGUGAUCCCACCACCAAGACUUUGCAUGAUGUCUACCGAUUCUUGUGGGAAAUUUACAAGAUGAUUCUGGACAUCAUGAGGGCAACGCCAAAACUAGAAAAGGUUUACCAUGAAACUGCUAGGAAAGCCAUUGUGUUCUGCAGGGAGAAUGGUAGAGUUCCAGAAUUUAAGCGUCUGUGUGACGUUCUCAGAGGUCACUAUUCCUUUUUACUCAAGGUAUCAAACAAGCCUGAGAUGGAGUGUAUGCUAAGACCAGAACUUCAUAUUGAAACCAGAAUCAAUCAGCUUAUUAGUGCCUGUGAUAUGGGACUCUGGAAGGAAGCCUUUAACACCGUUGAAGACCUAUAUACACUUGGUAUUAGGGAUUACAUUACAAAGACAUUCCAAGGUUCUGUAUCAGUACUUGGGCAGCAAAAGGAGAAGUUGUUGAAAUGGCUUGCAAUUUUCUAUGAAAAGCUUGCCUUGAUUUUCUGGGUGUCUGAUCUUCACCUAUUCCAUGCUUUGGCGGUACUUCGUUAUGUUAUGCAUAUUAGAAUGUACAAGAAGAAAGUUUCCCAGGAGGAUAUUACUUAUCUAUCUUCUAAAUCUGUUUUGGCUGUUUUGUCCGUUCCAAACUAUCAAAAGGAACCAAACAAGUCCAAUGAUCUAACAUCCGUUUUAUCAACCUCAUCGUAUGAAAUGCAAAAGAGAAUGUCCACUUUACUAGGUUAUAACACUAUACCAAACAAGGAAUCUCUUCGUUAUGCACUAACAAUGAAGAAUAUACUUCCAUUGGCUGAUGAAAACACCAAGAAAUUAUAUUCAUUAAUAGAGAAUGAAAGUGACAACUCCAUGAAGCUUUGUCUACAGCUCGUACCACUCUUGACUGAGAAGGAGGAAGAAGAGGAAGAUGGCGCAGCAAAAACUGGAGAUAAAUUCUGCGACAAACUAUCAAUUUACUAUCCAAAGAUUAAGAGCGUAGUCUUCCACAAGGUUUUACUGAUGAUAUCAAAGGUCUAUGCUUCAAUGACCAUUAGUUUCUUCACAAAAUCCAUCUGCCCACCAGAAUUUUACGAGUGGAAUGAUGCUGAAAAGGAAAUUGUGGAAUUGGUUCACCGUGGUUUAUGUCACAUCCGUUUUGAUUAUGCAAACAGCGUUCUAUACUUUAAUUCGUCAUCGGUAUCUGCGGAUUCCAUAGCGUCAAUUCGCCACCAAUUGACUGAUUUGGGAAAGAAUCUAUAUUACGCAAUGAAGUUGUUGACUCCUGAAGAAACAAAGAGAACCCAAGAAGAACGACAUUUGCAACUGGUAUCAAUGAAAAACAACAUUGAGAAAGAGCGUACACGUUUGAUGAAACGUACAAGUGAAAUAUAUCAGAGGCGUCAGGAGCACCAAGAAGAACAAAUGAGAGUGGAAGAAGAGCGCAAGAAACUCGAGAUGCAACAAAAGAUUAAUGAAGAAAAGGCAGAAAAGGAACGUCGUGAGGAAGCCCUCAGACAGAUGGAGAUUCAGAGACGUAAGGAUGAAAAAUACAAGAUAAAGAGUGAAACUGCCCAGCAAAUGCUUCAAGAAAUUCGCAAGCUUGGUGGCGCUCAGUCCUCCAAGAUUAUGAUCAAGGGUAAGACACUAGAUGAAAUUAAUGUUGAUGAUGUUAUCGACGGUUUUGUUGAAUAUGACGAUUUGGAAAAGGCACAAGAAGAACAAUUGAUUAAGGAACGACAAGAAUGUAUUAAGCAGCGUAGAGCUGAAAUCAAGCGUAUAGACCACUUUGUUAGGGCUAUACGUGAACAUGAUAUAUUGCUGUAUCCUGAAUGGCAGAACAGUACCUGUCAAGAGGACACUAAACUCCUCAUGGAAGUUCAGAAGCGACGUGAAUCUAAAUUUAAAGAAGAUUCUGAAGUCAUGAAGCAAGAAAAGGAGGCCUUCAUGAAAUAUAUUGAUGACAAGAAUAAAUGGGUAGAAAAUCACAUGGCUAUUAGACGUCAAAAGUUUGAAAGGGAACACGCUGAACAAACGAGGCGCUUUAAAGAGAUGCUAGUCAAGGAAAAGAUACAGAGAGCAAGGGAUAGGCGAAUAGCUGAAAUCCGCCGCCAAGAAGCCAUAAACGAAGCCAAGAGGCGUGAAGAAGAAAUGAGGCGCAAACAACUUGAAGAGGAAAAGAGACUAGAGGAAGAGGCUUUGAUGAAGCAAAAGCUUGCUGAAAUGGCAGAAAAGCAACGUGCCAAGGAGCUUGAAAUCGAGAAGCGUCUAAUGGCCUCAGGCGAAAGUCGCUCUACUGAACCAUCUAGAUUUAUCGCUAACACUACCAAAAGUUCGCAUAAACAACCAGACGAUGAUUCUGAAGUCUGGAGAGCUGAACCAAAGAAAUCACAACCCGCAAAACCCUUCCGGUCACUAGGCAGAAGACAAACAGAUAUUGGUAAAAAGUCAUCUGACGAAGAAUCAAGCUGGAGGCGUUAG
Messenger RNA from Theileria equi strain WA, 2850 nucleotides. RefSeq names its product eukaryotic translation initiation factor 3, subunit 10, putative. Gene Ontology annotation, molecular function: mRNA binding; translation initiation factor activity. Gene Ontology annotation, biological process: formation of cytoplasmic translation initiation complex; translation reinitiation. Gene Ontology annotation, cellular component: eukaryotic translation initiation factor 3 complex, eIF3e; multi-eIF complex; eukaryotic translation initiation factor 3 complex, eIF3m. NCBI's taxonomy places the organism in Eukaryota, Apicomplexa, Aconoidasida, Piroplasmida, Theileriidae. Bases 1 to 2850 code for a protein of 949 amino acids. The transcript has a single exon. The record is from RefSeq and is a predicted model, not a curated record.